This is a messenger RNA of Schizosaccharomyces japonicus yFS275, 924 nucleotides long. RefSeq names its product peptidase family A22. Bases 1 to 924 code for a protein of 307 amino acids. The record is from RefSeq and is a predicted model, not a curated record. NCBI's taxonomy places the organism in Eukaryota, Fungi, Ascomycota, Schizosaccharomycetes, Schizosaccharomycetales, Schizosaccharomycetaceae. The transcript has a single exon. Gene Ontology annotation, cellular component: endoplasmic reticulum membrane; membrane. Gene Ontology annotation, molecular function: aspartic endopeptidase activity, intramembrane cleaving.
AUGGAAAGUCUUAUUCUCGCAGGGCUAGCCAUUUCGACUGUAUACGCUGGCUCGAAAUGGUCCGCCUCAAAAAAGGUCCGAGAGGAACAGCAAACCAUUCACUCGAAAACGGCCCUUCUUUUUCCGAUUAUGGGUGGUGCUGUGCUUGUCUCUUUAUACAUUGUCAUGAAAUAUUGGAUUAAGGAGUACAUAGAAACAAUCCUUCAGGUGUAUUCUAGCUUUGCAGCAGCUGGCUGCCUGUAUGCUAUGUUAAAUCGCGGUGGAAAACUUAUAUCUUUCUUUGCGUUUGUCACAUCCAUUGGUUGUUCUGCGGCAUACUUGUAUACGAAAAAUUGGCUUUUUUCAAACAUACUGUCUUUUGCGAUGGCAACCACUUCAAUUGCAUAUAUGAACAUUGACUCGUAUGCGACUGGAUCCCUGCUGCUUGCGGCUCUGUUUUUCUACGAUAUUUACUUUGUUUUUGGUACAAAAGUGAUGGUUACUGUAGCCAAGGGAGUGAAUAUUCCAGCUAAAUAUCUUUUCCCUUCUCUUUCUCAGUCUGAUCGUUUUUCCAUUCUUGGCCUUGGUGAUAUAGUACUCCCUGGUUUGAUGGUUUCCCUUAUGCUUCGCUUUGAUUUAGCCAAUCUCAAGCGUAAAGAAUCUGAAGGAAAGGUCGAGGGCACAUCCACACCUCCCUCCGGGCAAAAACUUCCAUACUUCAAAGCGUCUAUGGUUGGCUAUACUCUCGGUUUGCUCUGUGCGAAUUCUGCCGUUCGUUACUUUCAUGCAGCACAGCCCGCAUUGUUGUAUUUAAGUCCAGCAUGCAUAAUUGCACCCUUCUUGAUUGCAAGCCGCCGUAAGGAAGUCAAACUGUUGCUUUCGUAUGAAGAUAAUGCAUCAACAAAGCAGCAAGACAAACAACAGGAUACCGAAAAGAAUAAAUAG